AUGGACUCCGCCUCGGUAAAGCAAGCUGUCAUGCAGCAGGUCAGCAGCGAGGCCAACAUGGCCAACGUGCGCCUUCUCAUUGAGGAAAACUGCUUCCAGAAGUGCGUCCCCAAGCCGGGUAGCUCUCUCUCCAGCAGCGAGCAGUCAUGCGCCACCUCGUGCAUGGAAAAAUACAUGGCCGCCUGGAACAAGGUCAACUCCUCCUACAUCGACCGCCUACGUCAAGAGCAGGGCGUGCAGAUGUAA
Molecule: messenger RNA, 246 nt
Organism: Emericellopsis cladophorae
Lineage: Eukaryota; Fungi; Ascomycota; Sordariomycetes; Hypocreales; Bionectriaceae
Product: mitochondrial import inner membrane translocase subunit tim13
Exons: 2
Coding region: 1-246 (81 amino acids)
Source: RefSeq, a predicted model, not a curated record